Messenger RNA from Pectinophora gossypiella (pink bollworm), 3596 nucleotides. It is a transcript of the gene NGR-A24, whose product is annotated as tachykinin-like peptides receptor 99D. The transcript has 10 exons. NCBI's taxonomy places the organism in Eukaryota, Metazoa, Arthropoda, Insecta, Lepidoptera, Gelechiidae. Gene Ontology annotation, molecular function: tachykinin receptor activity. Gene Ontology annotation, biological process: G protein-coupled receptor signaling pathway. Gene Ontology annotation, cellular component: plasma membrane. The record is from RefSeq and is a predicted model, not a curated record. The coding region runs from base 477 to 1694 and encodes 405 amino acids.
CACGGCGCGACCGCUUGCGCGAUAAUUUCGCACUGGCAACUUUUAAGAAAAAUUAAAUUGAAAAACUACGUUCGAAAAUAUCAAAUUAAAAGUAAACAUUUAUUCGUAGCUCACUACCUUCGAAAUUUAAAUUUGGAAGUUUGUGUAAAUAUGUGAAACUUGAAGUGACGAAAGUUGUAAACUUCUUUGUAUUUCUUUUUAUAUAAUUUGUUUGAAAUGUUAAAGAUUACAAUACUUAUUUAUAAAUAAUAUUGAAACUAAAUAAAAGUGUUUUGAUUUAUUUAUAUGUUAAAAAAAAUUAAAAUAUCUGUUUUUGCUUAUUAAAACUACUUAGAAAGUGUAUAAACUGGACUUUAUUUGUUUUCGAAUUUGAUUUUUAAAUGCAGUGAAAAAUGUUGUUAUAAAAAAAUUAAGACCCUUUCAUCGAAUAUUGGUGAUAGGUAUUUUUCUUCUGUAACUAAGGUGUGACAGAUGCUAUGAUGCCAGAUGAUCUGAGCCCGACGGCUCCGCCCAAUGACUCGACCACGGACCCUCACUUCUUCAUCACCUUCUACGAUGUGGUGGAGCGACACUAUGUCAACCACACGCCUAACUCCACAGAGGUGUAUCAAUCAUUCAUCCUGCCGUGGUGGCGGCAGGUGCUGUGGACGGUACUGUUCGCGGGGAUGGUGGUGGUGGCCACCGUCGGCAACCUGGUCGUCAUCUGGAUCGUGCUCGCCAACAAGCGGAUGAGGAGCGUCACCAACUACUUCUUAGUAAAUCUCUCCGUAGCAGACGCGAUGGUGUCAACCCUCAACGUAACGUUCAACUUCACAUACAUGCUGUACUCUGAUUGGCCGUUCGGUCACUUCUACUGCAAGUUCUGUCAGUUUAUCGCAGUACUGAGCAUAUCUGCCUCCGUGUUCACUCUGAUGGCCAUCAGUAUAGACCGUUACGUCGCAAUAAUGAGCCCACUACGCCCACGGCUGGGCAAGCGCGCAACACUGGGCAUAGCCGCGCUCAUCUGGGCGGGCAGCUCCGUGAUCAGCAGCCCCAACUUCAUAUACUUCACCACUGAUGUUGACGUCCAACAUGACGGGAGCGACAGGCGAGUCUGCUACGGAGAAUGGCCGGAUGGAAUCACCACUCAAUCGCAGCUAGAAUACGUGUACAACGUAACGUUCAUGGUGCUGACAUACUUCCUGCCUAUCUCCUCGAUGACGUACACAUACACUAAAGUGGGGCUGGAGUUGUGGGGCUCGCAGUCCAUUGGUGAAUGCACGCAGCGGCAGCUCGACAAUGUCAAGAGCAAGAGACGGGUGGUGAAGAUGAUGAUAGUAGUAGUGGUGAUAUUCGCCGUGUGCUGGCUACCGUUCCACGUGUACUUCGUGGUGACGUCAUACUACCCCGACGUGGUCAACUACCCGCACAUACAGGAGAUCUACCUGGGCAUCUACUGGCUGGCGAUGAGCAACUCCAUGUACAACCCCAUCAUCUAUUGCUGGAUGAACUCCAAGUUUAGAAGAGGCUUCAAGCAAUUCUUCUGGUGCUGCGGCGUGCUCGGCAGCGGUGGCUUAAAUCGACACCGAGCUUUUGGUCCGGAUCGGCUUGACAGAUCAGUGCGGUCUUUAUCACCAAGUCGGAAAAAUGGUACAAGCACAAUCCGCAUCUCGAUGCACAGCACGUACAACAACACAUUGGUGAGUAGUGCCUGACAUAGACGCGGGACGGGAACGUCCGCCACGCACGGCGAUUGCGCGCCGAAUGACCCGCCGAACGUCGAGCGCACGUGGAUAUGACGCGCGUCCCGUCUCCCGCGCCCCACACUCACUCCACAAGAACUCUAUGCCUAACCUUAUUGGGGAAGAUGAUUCUGUGACCGCCAAUCAGUGCUUCGCAACCGUUGUGUUUCAAAUUUAAAUAAAGUUUUCGUGUUUAAAUGUACCGCAACUUUUAAUACUGUCGACAACUGUGUAGUGAGUAGUGCAUUGUAGAUAUAAGUGCUCGAGGUUUUAAUAUUACGCUCAGAAGUUAUACGUAUUCCAAUUUUAUAAUAACAUCUUAUUUCAUCUUGAAAUGUCAGAAGAGCGGACCAAAGCUUUAUUAAAAUUAUGAACAGAUUGAAAAAGUAUUUCAAAGUGUGUCCUGUCUUAAAAGGAGCUUCAAUUCAGCAUUAAUUAAAAUUGUAUAAUAUUUCUCUGAAAAUGUAUUUAAGUGUUUAAUUGAUAAUAACUUCGAAGAUAUUUCUCUACAUCUCGUACAGACAGCUACAUAUACGUAAAUUAUUAUUUUUGUAUAUUAAACUACUUGAGUACCUAUAAUUACCAUAACUACAGAACAACUAAUUGAUAAAGUAUAUUGUACAGUUUCAGUAAGUAGUAACAAUUAUAUUUAGUUGUUUAAGUUAUUUAUUUGUAUAAAUAAAAAUAUUUAUCAUGACCAGGGAGUUAUAAAUUAUUUACUACGGGCUGGAUUAAAGCAGGGAUGUUUACUGUCGAUAAACUGAAACUGUAAGAUAUCCGAAAUAAAAACUAGCCGUAGCCGAAACCGUUAAAAGUUUCGGAUAAUUUCAGAUAGGGGCAGAGUCAAUGCGUUAUGAUUAUGACAACUUUUUUGUUUCUGACCAACUAAAGCGACUCCGCCACACGGCUCUUGCUUUAUUUAUUUUCUCUAUUGCUUCGUAACAGACGAUGAGUUGCGGUGUACAGAAAAACCUGUCGAUAGGUUUAUGAGACACCGUUUUUUAUUGUAAAAUGUUUAUUAUUACUUUAAAUAAAAAAAGAAACUAGUAAAUAAUUGAUAAUUACUUACAGUGCAAUUUUACAUUUUACUUAUUUCAUUUUAAUAAAUAAAGUCGAAUCAUUUAGGUACUUAUUUGCAUGUGAUGUUUAUAAUACCAGAAAAAUCUAUUAUAUGUGUAAGGGAAAUUGAGCGGAUAAUCCGAAAUUAUUUAAUAUCCGAAACCGAAACUUCAUAUCCAUAACAUCCCUACUUGAGAUUUAUGCUUUAUUUGUUUAUUUAUAUAAAGGAUAACCAACGUGUUACAUAACUGUUUUUGACAGAUUGAGAAAAGUUUAAGGUUUACAGGUAACAAAAUAGAUAUUAUGCCAGUCUUACAUUAGUAAAAUGGAUAACUUAUUUUAGAAUUCCUACAUUGUACAUACAUAACAUAAAUAUACGUUCCACUGCUGGGCACAGGCCUCCCCUCAAUCAACCGGAGGGGAUAUGGAGCAUACUCCACCACGCUGCUCAAAUGCGGGUUGGUGGAGGUGUUUUUUUACGGCUAAUAGCUUAACGUGCCCGUGCGUGUACAUUGUAAUUAAUUUUAAUUAGCAAAAGGCUGAUUCUGUGGUUUUAAACGAAAAUGGUGCAAUAUUUUAUUCCAACAAUUCAUUGUCUUAUUAAGGUUUUGUAUUAUUAAACUACGCUACCACGCAGUGGAGCAACGUGGUGGAGUAUAUUUCCUAUGCCCAGCAUAAAUAGGCAGUUUCUAGGUAAGCUUGUACCAUCACAACUUACCAUCAGGUGAGAUUGUGGUCGAAUGCUUGCCUAUCUUUCAUAAGAAGAAGCCAUAGAAAACAAUGAGUUAAUUUAAGCCAACUGUGUCACCAACUGAA